This is a messenger RNA of Chelonus insularis, 1566 nucleotides long. RefSeq names its product homeobox protein Hox-D3-like. Gene Ontology annotation, biological process: anterior/posterior pattern specification; regulation of transcription by RNA polymerase II; embryonic skeletal system morphogenesis. Bases 1 to 1566 code for a protein of 521 amino acids. Lineage: Eukaryota; Metazoa; Arthropoda; Insecta; Hymenoptera; Braconidae. The transcript has 2 exons. Gene Ontology annotation, cellular component: nucleus. Gene Ontology annotation, molecular function: RNA polymerase II cis-regulatory region sequence-specific DNA binding; DNA-binding transcription factor activity, RNA polymerase II-specific. The record is from RefSeq and is a predicted model, not a curated record.
AUGUCUUCAAACAGUGAUCUAUCAUUCACCUGUGCAUCGCUUCCUCCAGUGUCAAGUGAAAAUUCAGUUCCUGAACAAGUAUCCGGACAACAAGUGGACAGUGAACCAUCGUGUGUAGACAUCAAAUCAUCUUCAAGUCCAAUCAACGAAGAAAAGAUGACUUUCACGAACUACGGCAACGUCGACUACGUCGCUCCAAAACGCUCAUCCUGUAUGUACUCUCCAACAAGCGUCGACUCUAAUGGAUCAGGAUCAAGCUGGAAUUAUUCUCAACAGAGCAAUCCUUCUGCCUUCCAAUCUCCAAUAGAGCCGAAGUUCAACAAUCAGUUCGUUGUGGAUCCCAUUGAAAAUUUGAAUCUGCCUGCGUCUGAAAUUUUGGAUUAUCCAUGCUACCAAAUGCAACUUCAACAACAGCAGCAGUACCUACAGCAACAACAGGGCGCUUGUCAGCAACCAAAACUCGAGAAGAUGAAGGGACAUAAGAAGUCAGCGAUGAAGCAGAAGCUUCAGAAGCAUCAAGCCAGCUCUAAGGUUACCACCAAUAAUAAGAAGAUGACAGGAAAUAUUAAAGCGGAAGUUCGUUACGAUGAACAUGGAAAUCCUAUGGUUUCUGAUGUCGUCCAAAAACGGACGCGUACGGCGUACACGAGUGAUCAACUCUUCCAGUUGGAGAAUGAAUUCAAUACAUCUAGGUAUUUAGCCAGACCGAAGCGUAUUGAAAUGGCACACCUUCUGGGUCUGACAGAACGUCAGAUCAAAAUAUGGUUCCAGAAUCGCCGAAUGAAAUGGAAGAAGGAAGAAGAGGCACGAAAAUUGACUAGCGAAAAAUCAACAACGGACAAAGUCUCCCAAGAAACUCCAGUCCAAACUCUAGGUGCAGGAGUAUCUCCAGCCAACAUGAAUGGUCAACCGAUGCUCCAGCCAGCAGUACAAAUGAACAACCAGCACAACGGAUAUCCUGCUACGUCAGCCAAUUCUGCGUACGUUGUAGCACCAAAUUACACAGUACCUGCAACGUCUAGGAUCUAUCAGACUCCAAUGCAGCCUGACCCAUCUUAUCAGGUUUCUUAUGGCGUGGGAAUUCAAAAACAAGUUGCUCCUCAACAAACCGCUUCCCCGCAAAUUAGCCCAUCAAUAGAGCAACAACAAAAAUGGAAUUCCUGCUGUUACAGCCCGCCUAACAUCACCAUUGGACCACAUUUCGGCAACCAAAGAAGUGUUCAGUACCCACAACAUCAGGUAUGGCAGCAAUACCCACAAGGACAACAAUAUCAGUCAGGGGAGCAGCUCAAUGCCAAUAUUUACACAAGCUACGCCAAUAACAGUAAUUAUAAUUACUCAAAUAACUUAAAAAAUGACAUCAACAGUAAUAAUGUUACUAAUAAUAUUAAUAAUAGUUAUGUAAAUCAGGCGAAUUUUGAAAAUACAACUGGAGGUCAAGACUGGACUCUUCCAGUAUUAAAAGAUGUCGGUGAAUGGUUCCAAAAUAAUAUUGAAAACGCCGAAAAAUGCGAGGAGCGCAUUGAUAUUAGCGAUGUAUUGUUAGAAAAUUAUACAACUUUGUAA